UGUCCGUUCUGUGAAUCUUUUGACUUUUUUGUUAUAAUUAAAUUCUUAGUUAUAUAGACAAGCCAGUAAUACAAUUUCGAGAGAAUUACUCACUAUAAUAAAUGUAGUGGCUAAGUGAUUGGUACCUAAUUUAUUUGAAGAAAUACCAAUUGACGAAAUGGAUUUAAUUGAAACUAUUAAAAAAGAUAAAGCAUAUUUAAAAUGUAAAGCUGUUGUAAAAAAUUGGGAAAAGGAAUUUAAAUUAAAAAACUCUAGAUUACCGUCGAAAUUCGAUAUAAAGGAAGCACCUGCAAAUAUUAAAUAUGCAUAUAAAAAAUACUUUCAACUUAAAAGUGCAGCUCUUGAAGAUUCCUUGUCAAUUUGUGAUUUUGAUGAUGUUCCUGUGGAAUCUCCAGGUUCUCCAAAAAUUAUAGAAUGGCAAGCAUUAAACAAUGAAGCCUAUGAAAAUGAACAAGAAAAAUCUAUACCAAAAUUACCAAGUGCUCAAGAGUUAGAUAAUAUCUUAUCAGCAACAUCAACAAAAGAAAAUAAUUCAAAACUAAGUCCUUAUACUGAAAAUUUGUCAAAAAAGUUAUUUCACAACAGUAAAUUUUCACUGCGAAAUCCGAGAAAAUUAUCAUUAUCAAAACGUUUAUCGCAACAAACAAGCAUUGGUUUUGAUGAUUAUAUAGCUCCAUUAAACAAUUCAAGUACAUUGAUAUUGGAUGCAGGAAAUAUGUCAGAUUUAAAAGAAAAAUUGAACAAUAAUGAUACCCAAAUUGAUUUUAAGGAAUCAUUUUGUACAGCAAAUAAAGUGGAUACAAAAUCUGAUAGUAGCAAAUUUCUUCAAAAUGACUUUGAACAAAAUACUUUUAAAGGUAUGUUUUCCUCAAUUAAUGUAUUAAAAGAUACGUCUGUAAGACAAAUUAAUUCUGGUUGGUUACAAAGAGCCAUUGGACAGAAUGUGUCAGAGAGUAUUCAGACUACAGAUAGAAGGGAAACAUUCGGUUUAAGUAAUGUUGUAAAGCCAAGCAUCUCUGAGAAAACUACUGAUUAUGUUGAAAAUAGUGAAUCAGAAGAUGAAAAUAUAACCCUUAGUAAAUUAAAACCAGCUCUUAAGAAAAGAAAAUUAACAAAUAACUUUGAUGAAAAUAUUGAAAGGCAUGAUAACAGUGGUUUUGAGUCAAAAGAUGCAGACAAAACUCAAGUUCAACAAAAUGAAAUCAAAUCUAGGUCUAAAAAUUCCAAAUUAAAAUGUUCUCAAAAGGCAAUUCACAGUGAAAGUAGCAAACCACCUGAUAUAUCAGAAUUUUUACCCUUUGGUUUAAAAGAAAAAGUAUAUCCAAGACAUUCCAAUGUUGCAGAUAUCCUUAAAAAAAUUAAUGAAAAGUCUAAUGAAUCUCAACCAACUGAAGAUAAUUUAGAAGAUAAACUACAUAGAAAGAUGCAAAAUGGUACAAUUAAUGAAAACUAUGUGAAAAUUAAUAUAGAAAAAAAAGUUUAUGCAAGGGGGAAAAAAUCGAUCAAAUUUUCAAAGUAUAAAAAGCAGUUGUGGAAAGAUAAAAAAGCUCUUCAUGCUGGUAUGGAAUUUCCAGAAUCAGGUAAAGUUACAUGUUUUAAGUGUGGUUCUGGUGGUCAUAUGGCUCGUUACUGUACUGCACACAAAGAAAAUGUAUUGUUGCCCUUAGACAAUUGUGAAGAAGGAGACAUUCCCACUCUUGAAGAUAUGGAAAAAAUUGUAAAUAAAAAGUCAAAUGAAGUCAACCUUGAUGAAGAAUUACAUACCUGUGUAUUCGAGGCUAGUAAAAUCCCAGACAGUUUUUUAAAAUUACUUGCAAAUACCUCUGAGAAUACAGAUGUUAUAAAACCUAUUUUAUCCAAACCUGAUGAAACUUCUGAAGAUUUGCAUAAAGCUCUGCAAUUGUUUGGUCACAGUCAGUUUCGCCCUGGACAAGAAAAAGCAAUUUGCAGAAUUUUAUCAGGGUUAUCUACACUGCUAAUAUUAUCAACUGGCAGUGGAAAAUCAUUAUGUUACCAAUUGCCUGCAUAUAUUUAUAGCACUUACUAUAAGUGCAUAACAUUAGUAAUAUCCCCACUUGUUUCAUUAAUGGAAGAUCAGGUACUUAGCAUGCCUGAAUUUUUAAAAGCAGGAUGCUUACAUACAAACCAACCUCCUACACAAAGGAAGAAAAUUGUGGAAUUACUUAAAUCUGGGCAAAUAAAUAUACUUCUUAUAUCACCUGAAGCACUCGUCUCCAGUGAUAGUUCAAAUGGUUUUGCAGGUUUGUUUAAAUCAUUACCACCAAUUGCAUUUGCUUGUAUUGAUGAGGCUCACUGUGUAUCUCAAUGGAGUCACAAUUUUAGACCAAGUUAUUUAAUGAUUUGUAGAGUAUUGCAAGAAAAAUUAAAUGUUAAGUGUAUACUUGGCUUAACAGCUACAGCUAGCAAACCAACUAUCAAAAGUGUUAUUGAGCAUAUUAAAGUACCUGAUGGGGUGGAGGGUGUUGUUACUAAUCCUUCACUACCACAAAAUCUUUUUUUAUCAAUGUCCUAUGAAAACGAUAAAGAUAAAGCAUUAGUUGCAUUAUUAGGAUCUGAGAAGUUUAAUUCUUUUCAUUCAAUAAUAGUUUAUUGUAUAAGAAGAAAUGAAUGCGAAAGAAUAGCAGCUGUAUUAAGAUCAUGUUUGUCUGAACCUGGUAAAAUUAACAUGGAGCAGCAAAAUAAAAAACGUAAAAGGAUGUCUUAUAUUGCUGAAUCAUAUCAUGCUGGAAUGUCAGCUGCUCAACGGAAGAAAAUACAAAAACAUUUUAUGGAUGGCACUUUAAAAAUUAUUGUUGCCACAGUGGCUUUUGGUAUGGGUAUAAACAAAUCAGAUAUACGAUGUAUCAUUCAUUAUAAUAUGCCACCAAGUUUUGAAUCUUACGUUCAAGAGGUAGGAAGAGCUGGACGUGAUGGACUUCCUGCAUAUUGUCAUGUACUAUUGAGUAGUUCUGAUAAUGAUAAAGAUGAACUACUAAAACAUGUUUAUUCUAAUUCCAUUGAUAGGCCAAUUAUUAGAAAAUUACUUGAAAAAGUUUUUAUUCCUUGCAAAUGUGUACCAGAAACAAUAUCAAAUAACAGUAACUCAACAAAUUCAUUAAAAUGUAAUGGACAUGAAGUUGGUAUACCAAUAGAUAGCACAGUAGAAGAACUAGAUUUACCUUCUGAAAAUAUUGCAACAUUACUGUGUUAUGUUGAAUUGCAUAAAAAAAAAUAUAUCAAAGUUCUAAAUAAUGCGUAUACAAUGUGUAAAAUAUCAUCAUAUGGUGGUCCAACAAAAAUACUAGAAGCUGCCAAAGGUUGCCCACCUCUUGCUAUGGCAUAUUUAGUUGAAGGAAAAAGAAAUGCUAAUGUAACAAAGCAAAGUGUUCUAGAAUUUAAUGUAAUUGAAGUUGCUGCUGCUAUAGGAUGGGAAAGUGGAAUGUCAAAGUAUCACUUAAAAAACUUAGAGUGGACUGUGAAAGAUGGAGUUUCAAAACGCUCAUUUUUAAAAGUAGAAUUUCACACUCUUGGUUUUCGAAUAAAAGCGCCUGGAGAUUUAAAUUCAUCUGAACUCGAUGAAGUUUUAGAUGAUUUACAUAAAAUUGUUCAUGGUCAAGAGAAAAAAAUGUUACAUCAACUUGAAGAAAUCCAUAACUCUUUUCAUCAACUUUGUACUAAUUCCUUCAGUGUAAUAAGUUCCUCAGAUGAGAUACUAGAAGAUAAAUCAAAUAAAUUAAAAAAAAUAAUUGAUAAUUAUUUUGAUAGAGAAGAAAAUUUUCCUGCUCAUAUAAGUUUACAACCACGACCAUUGCAUUACGAACAAGUGGCAGCUGAUGUGAGGGCGCUAAUUGCUACGUACAAAGAUUGUAAAUUCACAGGUAGAAGCAUAGCAAGAAUAUUUCAAGGCAUAUCUUCUCCGAACUAUCCAGCCUUGGUAUGGGGUCGUUGUAAAUACUGGCGUUCACAUUUAUCUGAGGACUUUAAUGGUUUAAUUAAAAUUGCGACUCAACAAAUCAUUCAAAUGAAAUUGUAAAUUUAAAAAAAAUAAAUUUAGGAAAUUA
This is a messenger RNA of Colias croceus (clouded yellow), 4061 nucleotides long. RefSeq names its product ATP-dependent DNA helicase Q4 (gene RecQ4). The record is from RefSeq and is a predicted model, not a curated record. Gene Ontology annotation, cellular component: cytoplasm; chromosome; nucleus. Gene Ontology annotation, biological process: double-strand break repair via homologous recombination. Gene Ontology annotation, molecular function: ATP binding; nucleic acid binding; four-way junction helicase activity. The transcript is spliced from 2 exons. Bases 158 to 4033 code for a protein of 1291 amino acids. NCBI's taxonomy places the organism in Eukaryota, Metazoa, Arthropoda, Insecta, Lepidoptera, Pieridae.